UUUUCUGUUCUUUCCUCUUAUAUACGUUGAAUUCCUCCCAUCCGCCAUGUUCGCUAGUUUCUAGGGCAAUUUUAUAUUACCUGAUAGGUGUUAUCAGGGGAGCAGAUAACGUAGUUCUAAUGUAUUGUGCAGUUUGUGUAUGUACAACAUAUACAGUCUAUAAAUAUAAAAUGGUGUUGUCGGUACGUCUGUGAUGCGUGAUUAACAUUUUGAGGCAGAAAAAAAAACAGAAAAUACACGAAAUUACGUAAAACUAUGAGCGAGUCCGAGAAAUCAGAGUGCGAGAAAGGCCACGACAUCGGGAUAAAGUUGCUGAAGAAUCAUCGAGAUAAGAUCACGUACGGAGGAAAGUAUCUGGAUCGAUAUAGGGAUACGUUCAAGAAACAGAUGGAGGAUACGAGGAAGGUUAACAUGUAUACGCCGAACGGAAGAAGGACUCCUCCGCAGAUGGGGUUGAAUCCUGUUACUGUUGCUACUACUACGGUUACGAGCAAGAAGAAGGUGCAGGCGACGAGGGUUUCAGGAAAUCAGCAGAAUGCCACUCACGAGCUGAAUAACAGUAACGGCAAGCUGACCAAUUUCCGGCAGCUGAACCGAGACAAGGUCGACGUCAACCUGAUCUUCAACGACGUGCCCAGUCUGAACCCAAUUCAAGAUUUGAUAGCCAACUGCGAGAACGACAUCAAGCGCACCAACAAUCUGAACAAGUUCGAAAAGAUGCUAGAGAACGCCAAGAAGAGUGCAAAGGUGCCGGAGAGCGUCGAGGCUGCUGCAACAAAGCCCAAGAAGAUUGGCUUCAAGACGACUACGACAGACAACGGUGGUCCAUUGAGCAAUUUCGCCGGUGUUUCCAACUUCAUGAAGCCCGGUGUAAGCGAUCUGGAGGCGGACACAACGCCCAUCGACUUCGUGCGAAACAACCAGAUGCGGUCCAGCGCCGGCGAAAGAGUCAUCCUGCAAAAGACCAACAACCAUAAACCACUUUCUCGCACCGUUUCCGAUGCCCACGAAAACAACAGCGACUCUAUACCAGUAAGGCGGCAAGCCAUCAGGCGACCAGCUAGAAACAAGAGUGGCAAUGAGGGUUCAGAGACGACGAGGAUCAGCACCGGCCCGCACAGGGUCAAAACUAGGGCCGGAGAGGAACCAACCAUUGGAAAAUACAAGUUGCUCAAGACCAUCGGCAAAGGAAACUUCGCCAAAGUCAAACUGGCGAAGCACGUUCCCACUGGCAAAGAGGUCGCCAUUAAGAUAAUAGACAAAACUCAACUAAAUCCUGGAUCCCUACAAAAACUCUUUAGAGAAGUUAGAAUAAUGAAAAUGCUGGACCAUCCGAACAUUGUGAAACUGUUUCAAGUAAUUGAAACCGAGAAAACUCUGUACCUGGUAAUGGAGUACGCAUCCGGAGGCGAAGUGUUCGACUAUCUGGUGCUUCACGGGCGAAUGAAGGAGAAAGAAGCGCGUGCCAAAUUUAGGCAAAUUGUUUCCGCUGUACAGUAUUGUCAUCAGAAAAAAAUUAUUCACAGAGAUUUGAAGGCUGAAAAUUUAUUGUUGGACAGUGAAAUGAAUAUAAAAAUAGCAGACUUUGGAUUCUCGAAUGAGUUUACGCCUGGAAAUAAAUUAGACACGUUUUGUGGUAGUCCCCCCUAUGCAGCUCCAGAAUUGUUCCAGGGUAAAAAAUAUGAUGGACCUGAGGUGGACGUGUGGUCGCUAGGAGUAAUUCUUUAUACGUUAGUAUCGGGCAGUUUGCCGUUUGAUGGUUCGACACUGCGCGAACUUAGGGAGCGUGUCCUCAGGGGAAAAUACCGAAUCCCAUUUUACAUGUCAACCGACUGUGAGAACUUGCUCAAGAAGUUCUUGGUGCUAACUCCGACAAAGCGAGCGUCCCUUGAGUCAAUUAUGAAGGACAAGUGGAUGAAUAUGGGGUACGUUGGAUACGAAAACGACGAGCUGAAGCCUUACAUUGAGCCAGAGCAGGAUAUGUCCGAUCAGAAGCGCAUCGAAGCGCUCGUCUGUCUCGGAUACAACAGGACGGACAUCGAGAACUCCCUGGAUACUCCGAAGUACGAUGACGUGUUCGCAACGUACAUACUGCUGGGCAGGAAGAGCACCGACCCGGAGAGCGACGGCAGCAGGAGCGGAAGUUCAUUAUCCUUGCGGAACAUUACCGGCCAGCAGGCGGUUGGAGCUGUUCAACCUUCCGCCCAGAGCCCGUCACACCGAGGAGUACAUCGUUCUAUUUCAGCUACAAAUGCUAAACCAAAUAGAAGAGCUUCUAGUGGAGGACCUCAAAGUAAUCAAGUGGCUGUACCACAAACCAACAAUCAUGGAUCUGGUUUCAAGCGACAGAACACAAUCGAUAGUGCGACAAUAAAAGAGAACAGUGCAAGAACCAAUACCAGACCGGCGACCGCCCAAGCUAAAUCAACCGCUGAAAACAGUGUUCAAAGUCCAGGUAAGCCUCGCACUGUCGUUAAGAGCAACACCGUUACCGCAAAACCUCUAACUUCAGGAGGAUCGGUCGGCAGACGUUCCACUAUCAGUUACGAUGGCAAGUCGAACUCGAUGGAGAAGACGAACAUGGCACCAGAUCAAAUACCAAUGGGGUUAGGUAGUACUGGGGAUAGUUUGCGUCCUGGAAAGGGACACGUAAAAUCUGCGUCGGUCAGUAGUAGUGGUGGUCCUGAAACCACGCCGGACCCGUUGAGAACUAGUCGGACCAGCGCAUCUCCUGCGACAUCUAGAGGACUCGCCUUCCCCAGGAACACUUCUUCACGUAGCACUUUCCAUUCCGGUCAGACGAGACCCAGAGCGAACUACGUGUCACAGUCCCAACAUACCUCAUUCUUUUCGAAACUCAGUUCAAAAUUCUCCAAGCGGGCAUUAGAGCCUGGCCAAGCCACUAAACAAGGCAAUUCUCCUGUACCUAUAAGCGGUGUCGUUAGCAAUCAGAACGACGAUCAAGUAAAGCCCAGAUCGUUGCGGUUCACUUGGUCUAUGAAAACAACAUCAAGCCGAACGCCAAAGGAAAUAGUCACCGAAAUAUGUAAAGUUUUAGAUGCGAACAACUGUGACUACGAGCAGAGGGAACGGUUCUUGCUGCUCUGCGUUCACGGCGAUCCGAACACGGACAGUUUGGUGCAAUUCGAAAUUGAAGUUUGCAAGUUACCUCGCCUCUCACUUAACGGAGUCCGGUUUAAAAGAAUUUCAGGUACUAGUAUUGGUUUUAAGAAUAUUGCCAGUAAGAUAGCGAACGAACUGAACCUGUGACUGCCUGCCUGUACGGACGACUGCACAGACCCGGCGUAAACUACAAUUCAACAUGAAUAUAAGUUUUAAAAAAGAAUAUACUAAAAAAAACAAUAUAAAGAUUUCACUCUUUUUACAAGGUACUAGACACUUGCGCCCGGGUUAUCCGAGUCUGUACGUACAUAAAUACAUACAACACACACACACACACUUAAGGAAAGAAAAAAAAAGCGUUUGAACAUUUGAAAACAUACAAAAAUCAACAAAAAAAAAUCAACCCUAACAUUAAAAAAAAUUUAAAGAAAAUGUAAAAGUCGGUGUCCGUGCGGAACGCGCCGCCUCGGAACGACACAGCAACAACAACAAACAAUAUGAUGAUCUAUAUAUAUAUAUAUAUAAAAAA
Molecule: messenger RNA, 3652 nt
Organism: Nicrophorus vespilloides
Lineage: Eukaryota; Metazoa; Arthropoda; Insecta; Coleoptera; Silphidae
Product: serine/threonine-protein kinase MARK2-like
Exons: 14
Coding region: 256-3270 (1004 amino acids)
Biological process (GO): intracellular signal transduction; protein phosphorylation; microtubule cytoskeleton organization
Cellular component (GO): cytoplasm
Molecular function (GO): protein serine/threonine kinase activity; ATP binding; tau-protein kinase activity
Source: RefSeq, a predicted model, not a curated record